GACAGUGAGCGAACACUCCGUGGGCUCACACUCCGUGGGCUCGGCGAUCUCGUCACCCAGUGGGUCUUCAAUACCCAGGAACACCAUGCAUGCAGAGUUCCACAAAGUGCAGCAGAAAAAGUCCUCCAACACAGACCUUCAGGAGCUCAACGGCUUCCAGCUGACGAUCGCACGGAUGCUGGAUCGCAACUCCGUUGUUAAUUGCAUGGUUUUCGUGAUUUUUUUGGAUUUUAUUUGCACUUUGGUGGACGUGGAUGCCAAAGCAGUGGGAAGGGAGCUGCCGCUCUGGACCCUGGUGGUAGCUGAAAUUUGUUUGGCCCUUUACACUAUCGAGUUGGCUGCUGUAUUGUAUGUGCAUGGCAUUCGGAGGGCAUGCAGCAACAAGUCGAUCCUCUUCGACCUGUUUUGCGUGAUAUCUGGAUAUGUGGCGACCUUCAUUCGCUUGUUCGGCGCGAGUUUACCCAACGAAGCCAAAUUCCUGGCGGAUCUGAAGGUCAUGCGCGUGGUUCGUAUCCUGCGGGUGGCACGCGUGAUCCGGAAAACCCGUGGUUUGCGAGAGCUCCAGAAGUUGAUGAAGAUGAUGACGACCUGUUUGAAAGCCCUUGGGUGGUCGUUCAUAUUCUGUUUCGCCUUCAUGACGUUAUGGGCCAUGCUUAUGGUCGAGUUUGUCCACCCCUUGAUGGAGCAGAUGUUUCGCGAUGGUCGCGCUUUUCAAGACUGCCAAGAGUGCGCUGAGCAGGCGUCCUCAGUGAUGAGGGCGAAUCUCUUACUUUUCAAAACGGUUAUCGCAGGAGAUAGCUGGGGGCGGAUUGCAGUACCCAUGAUUGAGCUGUACCCGGCCACGGCCAUCAUAUUUGUAGUUGUGGACUCCUUUGCGGAGAGCCGGCAGAAAGAUUUGUUGCAAUUGGCAGAAGAACUGGAGCACGAAAAUGAACAGGACAAGAAGCAUCUCGAAGAGAUGUUCAAUCGCUUGGAUUCCAAAGCCAAUGGAGAUCUAACGCUGGAACAACUGGUGGAUGGUGCCAAAACGGAUCCGGAUUUUCAGAGCAGGUUGAGAGUCAUGGACAUUGAUGAGGCCGACCUGGAACAACUCUUUCACAUGAUUGAUGCAGACAUGAGUGGCGCCAUCAACAAGGAGGAGUUUGUAGGGCCCUUGAGCCGUUGGAUCGUAGAUUCCAAGACAGCGCCCCGCUUCGUGAAGUACAACGUGGAGCGUGUGCUACAUCAGCAGGCUGAGCUGUUGAAGCAGAACCAGCUGCAAUUUAACCUCCUGGGUUCUCGCUUGGAUGAGCUUUGUGAACAGUUGCUCCCUUUCCAAGGUGAGGUGCUGGGGAUAGCGAAUGUAGCGCGCCCGGCCCUCACGGACGUCGCGUACGAGCCGAGCUCCAGUGAACUUGACGUCGAACAACCGAAGGAGUCCAGCAGUGAUGCUUCCCUGCUGGUCUCACCCCGCAGCUCCCAUGGCAAGCUCGUGCGUCCACCUGACCCGGCUUCGCUUGGUGGUGAGCAUCGACGAAGCAACAUAAGCAAUGGCGGCGGGACAACCUUGGACCGGACCAAAGCCAUUUGA
Messenger RNA from Cladocopium goreaui, 1570 nucleotides. The record is from the annotation of a GenBank genome assembly. NCBI's taxonomy places the organism in Eukaryota, Dinophyceae, Suessiales, Symbiodiniaceae.